Haplochromis burtoni (Burton's mouthbrooder) is the source of this 4074-nucleotide messenger RNA. RefSeq names its product cyclin-dependent kinase 12. The record is from RefSeq and is a predicted model, not a curated record. Bases 192 to 2129 code for a protein of 645 amino acids. The transcript has 4 exons. NCBI's taxonomy places the organism in Eukaryota, Metazoa, Chordata, Actinopteri, Cichliformes, Cichlidae.
AUUUCUCCUUUUGCUAAAGCCAACUGAAGCUAUUCCGUGGCCUGCUAACAGGCAGCUGCUGCAGCGAACGCUAACGUUCAACGCUGUUAACGUUAGCUCGGCCACGGCAUACCGAAAGCUCCAUUAAGCCAACUAUCUAAGCUCUGGGAUGCCUGAGCGUCCUUUCAGAGAAUUCUGCAGCAGGUCUGAAGAUGUACUCAAACAGAUCUGAGCACAGUUCCAGGCGGCAGUACAGCGAGAGAAGUUCACGGCAACGGGAUGAAUAUGACAACAGAUGGGAGAAAAGGCGUGACCCUCCCAGAGACAUGCCACGGGAGUCGUAUCAUAAAUAUGGUGGGGAUGGACGCAGCAGCACAGAGAGGAAAAGAAGUAGGGAGUACAGUGAGUCUCCGAAGAGGCUGUACAGCAAAGAUACACUGAACAGGGACCGGAGCAGGAAGAGCCCGGUGAGGAGACGCAUGUCUUCACCAGUGCGGGACCCCUCUAACAACAAAAAGCAGAGGUUUGCAGAUGACGAUGAGCGGGAUUACAGGUACAGGCGUGAGGCUCAGGAGAAAACGUACAGGCCUUCACCGGACAGUUUUUCACGGUCGCAUCUAACCAGGAAUGUUGAAGAUGCGUCACCACAAAAUGAGGAUUUCAAGUACAGGAAAACACCUCAGGACUCCAGGCACAGGCCUCUGCAUGAGGAGUUCCCAUACAGGCAGCUAAAUGAUGAGUUAACAUACAGACGACUGUUGGGGUCUUACAAAGAUGGAGAUGAAUAUGAGAGGGGCCGGGAUCCAUCACAAGAGAGGGCACGAUCACAGGAGAGGAGUUAUGUCAAUCCCAGAGAGAGGACGGACAGUCCUCUCACUUCUGUAUAUGAUGAGGAUUAUCGCCAAGCUGGAACAAGAUAUCCAUUGAAUGGUUCGAGCCGACAGUCUUUUGAGAGUGAUGCACCCAGUCGAAGUGCAGCUGUUUCUGAGCAGAAGUCAACCAAAGGCUUCCAGCGUUUCCUCGACGUGCUAAACAAGGGCGUGAAUGUCGACGUUCUCACUAAGAUUGUGACUCAGACCUCAGAUGACGACGAUCAACCCGUUUCUCAAACCUUAUUACCGAGCCCUGCUGAUCAUCUGUGGUCUCCAACUCACAAUGCUGGGAGGAAUCAAGGAAGCCACCAGGAUAACAGCUACUGGAGUGAAAGCGAAAGGUCCCGCAGACCAGUUUCCCCGCAGACUCAUCGAAGGUCCAUCAGCCCAAAACGGUGCCCACUCUCUGAUGAAAAGCCCCUUCAGGGGAAUGAUGGCAGGGAAGCCUACUUCCGCAGCAGAUCCAGGUCCCCCUUGGUGGUGGAAAGGGUGCCGCUGCCACCUGAGGAUGAACACAAGCGUAGGCAAAUGCAGGAUGUGCUCCAGGCCAUUGGCAUGGAUUUAGGAUUUGAAGAGCUUGGCCAAAUGUCUCAUAGAAUCCAGGAGCGGCUGUAUGGGAAGAAGGAUUGUGAUUUGGCUCGGAAAGUUGUGAGGGAGAAGGGCACGAGGCGACCGAUUUCCCCGAGACGUCAAAGUAGAGCAUCAUCAUCAUCAAGCAGAUCUAGUUUUAGCCCCUUAAAUCAGAAUUAUUACAGUAAAAAAGACUCGUACAGUGCAGAGAGGGAUGUAACAGAUGUGCAUCAAGUAUACAAAUCUGCUGAGUAUGACCAGAAGAUGAGCAGCAGCACAGUACAGGACAGUAAGAACUGCGAAGGGAAAUCUCAGGAGAGCGCUGCUGCAUUACAACCAUUUUCUCCUAAUUCCUCAUACCCUUCAUCCAAACCUCCAUCUGCUCCGGUGGUGCCGACGUACCCUCCGGUCAACUGCUCACCGAUGCCAUACCCACCUGCUGUGCCUCCACCAAUGCCCCAUGUUGGGCCGGGGGUUAUUAUGCCACCCUUCGUCCCGUACCCCGGCAUCCCGCCUAUGAACAUGUAUCCAACCAUGCUCCCGCAAGCGAGCCACAUGUUCCCGCAUCACGUUAAUCAUCCACAGCCGCCGUAUUUCAGCCAAUCAAAUGUAAGUGCAGUUCAGCCAGUGAACACAACGCAAAAAUCCAAACCACUGACAAGGCCCCGCUGUUUGCAGGUUAUUCAAACCAAAAAAAAGCCUAGAUAAACGAGGCUGCGCAGGGUGGAAGUGAGACUUUGAAACUGACUGAUGGAAACAGCUGGGCCUUCAGGGAGUCUCUUUUUAACCGCAAAACACGCAUUUGAAGCAUCAGAGAACAUCACAGUGAACAUUUGCAAGCAAUCAGUCCAGCAGCAACUAAGAGAACAACACAAUGACAUUAUCAGCUACUGUAUCGUGAGUUUGAUGACAAACUGUAGGUGGUGCUGCAGCUCUUCUUGAUUCUCGGUCUACUCUCAUACCCAUCACACAUUCACUAGUCUGCCACAACAUUAAAACUGCCGACAGUGGAAGUAGAAACAGCUCGGGUCCUUGAAUUCACACGGAUGCUAUUUUGACAUUGUUACAGCUUUGAUGCAGACCAGGCAUUGGGCUGAUGGCAGCAGCCUCCUCUUGUAUGGCAGUGCAGCCCGUUAUACUACAACAAGUUAUUAAGCCAGCCUACGAAGCUGGACCACCGUAAUUCUCAGAGGUUCACAGGACCCAAAGGAUCCACUGCAGCGUCCGCUCGGAGGUCCUGCAUGCAUGCCUGGACUCCUCAGGCAGUAUGAAGCAGGUGGUUUUAAUGUUGUUUGGUUGGUGUAGCUUAUAAUAGCCCGGUCACUCUAGGAAAAAAAUAAAUAAAACAAAUACUGAAAGUACAAAAAUGUGUUAUUUUGUUAAAGUUUUACUAAAAUUUGAUGCAUUUUAUUUUUGUGGACAUCAUAUUUGUCUUUAUAUAGGAGCCUUUAUGUUCAUUAAUUAGCUCAAAGGCCAACCUACAACUACAAGACAUGCUCUACACUUCUGUCUCUUUACAUAUUUUUCUUAUUCUGUAAACAUGCAGAAAUUUGCUGUAUAAAUAUUGAACUGGAUAAUAUUAAACAAAAAAGCAAAUACUUUGACUGUGUGCUGAGUUAUUGAACGUGUACAGAUUUACUGUGGCGCUGUUCUCGCCACAACUAGAAAGGCUCUGUAAUAGAAAAUAUGAAUUUCCAAUUUUGUUUUUAAACAAUGAUUUAAUCAAUGAAUUUGACUGACGUUUUAAACCCAGAGCACAUUUCCUUUACAGGAGAAAAAAGCCUUCGGCCAACGAGAGAGGCAAAACUGGUUUCAGCUGUUAACCUUCAGUUUCAGUCCAACCACAAGCAGCAGAUAGGAAUACAAAUGUUUUUUUAAAAGCUUUAUAAAAUCAUGUUAAAAUGUCAAAGGUAGGGAAAUUUAUUUGAAAUAAUAAUUUAGAAUUAUUUUGGUUAAAAGGUUUAAAUUAUAGAGACUCUAUAAGAUGCUCUAUAGAUGCUUUAUAAGCAAUACUACUCAAAAAUGAAAUUACCGUUAUAGCAGCCAAAACAUGAAAAAGUACUUUGGUCAAUAAAAGAAAUGAAUAUAACAAAUUAGCUCACAAAGUAACAAAUUAGAAUAAAUAAUGACAUUUUCAAUAUAAAAUUAGAGCAGUAAUAUUGAAUAAAGUAUGUGGAUAUAUUUCUAAAAAUGUGAUUUUUAAAAUGGAGCCAAGACUCAACAUGUAACUUUAAAUAAUAGUGAGGUGAAGUUAAUCAUAAUAAUAAUAAUGAUGAUAGCCUUAUUUAUGGAAAAAACAGUGUAUACAAAAUGCUUUGAAGCAAAAUACUAACUUCAAACAGAAAAGAUCAAAUCAGAGCUUUUAGGCUCCAGACCCUCACGACCCUGAAGGAGGACAGUAGAGGAUAAAUGACUGAAUGAAUGAAUGAAUGUGUGUAUAUAAUGAAGGGAAAUAUACUGAGUGAAGAAAAAGGCAUGUUGCAACUGCAAUUUUUUCUCUAAGGUUUAAUCUCAGGAAUAAUGGUUCAAUACAUCGUCAUAGUUAAAGAAUUAAAAAAAAAACUGAUGUAGAAAGCAUUUACAAACAGCUAAAAGGUGCGGAGUAGUUGUUAGUUUAAAACCAUCUGAGGCUGGAGUCUGAAGGGCAAUCUUU